Molecule: messenger RNA, 423 nt
Organism: Malassezia restricta
Lineage: Eukaryota; Fungi; Basidiomycota; Malasseziomycetes; Malasseziales; Malasseziaceae
Exons: 3
Coding region: 1-423 (140 amino acids)
Source: RefSeq, a predicted model, not a curated record
AUGAGCCCGAUCGGUGAAAGGCGGCCCAAGCUCUUCGCCUACUAUUGCCUGUGCGGCGAGUUUGUGCUAGCAUGUGAUGUGAUGCUAGAGCAACUUCCUCGACGCCCUUUAGAUCAAUCUUAUGUUCUGCGCUGUCUCGAUUCGGCUCCGAGGCAGGAUGGAAGCCGUAGUCUAGCUCCUAUGUACAAAAUCAAUGCUUCGCAAGGGCCUGGCCAAAUCUUGCAACGCACCGACGGUCUCGUUGAACGUCAAUAUGAUUUUCACUGCAUGCGAUGCCAGCUGCCUAUAGGGUACGAGCAUACCCCACCACCCUUGAAGAAUGGCGGCAAGUUUACCUUCUUACUACCGGGGGCACUCACCGAUCAACAGGGAAAAGCACCGCCAGAUGUCAUGCUAGAUGAAAUGGCCAACACGCCAACAUGA